Molecule: messenger RNA, 2034 nt
Organism: Dermacentor andersoni
Lineage: Eukaryota; Metazoa; Arthropoda; Arachnida; Ixodida; Ixodidae
Source: RefSeq, a predicted model, not a curated record
AUGUCGCAGCGCUCUCGAUCGGCUCCCUGUGGAGUUUACGGAGCGCAGCACGGAAACGGGGCCUUAGCCCUCUCCGACGUUUGCCCGCUGGCUGCUCCUCAAAUGAGCAGCCAAAACCAGUGGUCUGCCACGGCCCCCUGUGGGGAUUACAAUGCUGCAGCCACGAAUUUCGCUCACUCGUCUCCCUUUGGAGUGCAUUCGGUUGUGCCCAGUGGCGCAACCUUCGAGCGCGCACCUGUUUUGUCGACGCUGGCUGCAAGCGGCUUAAGGAAUUCACGUAUAGCUGCCUCAAGUGGCGGCUGUGAACGACAGCAGGCGCACCCCGCUAGGAGCCCGUUUUGCUCUGGGGCUGGCGGCGCCGCGGCCGGUAUCCCUGUGGAAACCGCGCCGCUAAUCGAGCUGGACGACUGUUCACCCUUGCUCGGCCACGCCGCUAACGCGCCAACGGUUCCCUUUGGAGCAGGCGCACAGACGCUGUUGCAAAACGCCGCCGAAAUGAUUCAGUCACUCUCGGGGGCAGUUAAGGCGCUUUCGGCUGUACCGAAAUGCGCGCACCCCGCUGUACGGUUGGCAGUCCCGACUUACAGCGGAUACGGUGACCUGCUCAGUGCCAGGGAUUAUUGUGACUCCCUGGUACGCUACCAGAUGGCAAAUCGUUUGGAGGAUCAGGAGGUGCUGGAACGCGUCGUUCCCGUAGCACUUAGUGACACGGCGGCUAGGUGGUACCGGCUUUCCGGAUACCGUGCAACAACCCUCGAGGAGUUCCGCGUGGCAUUCCUGCGCGAAUUCCUACCCGCUGACUACCAGAGUAGGAUGCGGCGAGAGCUUGAGCUACGUACACAAGCUCCUGACGAGUCGCUUCAGGAGUACGUACGCGCGAUGCAAGACCUGUUCUUAGUCGCCGAGCCCAAAGCUUCGAACGAGGAACGCGUCGAACGGGUGAUCAGGCAGGCACAUCCGACCUUUUCAGCGUACCUGCGCGGCGGCCGCUUCCGAGAUUUAGAAGAAUUGGCCGCCGAGGCAAAGCGCAUUCAAGGCGACAUUCUCGCCGCGCGAGCCUAUCGCCCACCGCCGCCCGCCAGCGAGGCCCUUGAGCCACGCUGCGCGUGGGGAGGGCCUGUGCCCCUCCCCCAACGGCAACAACCCGGCCAAGCUGCCUUUGCGGCUACAAGCGGGUGUGCAUGGGAGCUGAGCGCACGCGCUCUAGAUCCCUACACGUACGGGAGGCGGGCAGCCUGUGCUGCACCACCGCCCGAAAUGCAUGCGCAGGGACGCACUUCGACCCAACGCAUCGCAGAUGCGGACGCUCGUGACAACAGGCCCUUUGGUCAUGCAGCGAGUCGACCCUGGCAGGGAGCUGAGGCCGCUCCGCCUCGGGAAAGGUACCGCGGCGGAGUGCGCUGUUUUCGCUGCCAACAACGAGGGCAUAUAGCAAGGGACUGCACCGCGCCCAGGCCUCCUGCGAGGUCGGGAAACGGGAGCGCGGGUCGCUCGUGAAGGCACGAGUGACCGAAACCUUGCUUGUCCCCUCGGCGUACCGAGCAGGUUGUGUUGCUGGGGCGCACGCGCCCUUUAUUCCGGUGACCAUUGUCGGCCGCGAAUUUCCUGCGCUGCUGGACACGGGCGCAAGCGCUUCGUUGUUCGGCGAAAAGGUGUUAUCCCACUUGCAGAAGCACUCAGUGCGCUUGCGGGAUUGCCGAACGACAUUCAAUCUUGCGAAAGGCGUGGCCCAUUCGGCGGGCGCCGCAAGGCUGACUGUCAGGUGGGGAGAGCGAAUGAGACGCACGCGUUUCGUUCAUCUCCCCGGGCUCAGUGUUCCGGUGAUUCUCGGAAGGGACUUUCUCCUUAAAACCGGAAUCGUUGUGGACAUUGCGAAUGGCGGCUAUCGCGACGGACCGUUUACGUUGCUAAAGCCGUUCAUCAGCCCGCCGGCGUCCGAUCUUGCCUGUGCAGAUGGGGCGUCGGAAACGUGCCGCGCGCCGAGUUCGGGGGCAAGCCCUCGAGCUGUGCGCUCGCCUGCUAAGACUCCCCUUU